GCCCCCGCACCCGUGCUGCGAGUGGGUGUUGCUGACGUGGUGAUGGCGCGGGGGCGGCCGGGUGCGGGUCGCGGGCUGGUGGCGCUUGCUGACGUGGCUCCCGGGGAGGUGCUGCUCAGUGUGCCGCUCAGCCGGGUCUUCAGCAGCCAGCCGAAUUCGGAGCUGCAUUGGUCGGCUGACAUGGCUCUGCGGCUGCUGCGGGCGAGACACCGAGCACAAACAGAAGCAGCAGCCAGGGCCGCAACAGCAACAGCAGGGGAGGGUGAAGUGUCGUUGUCUGCAGCCAGGGACGUGCAUGCUGUUGAUGAGGAUAUGGAAGGAGAGGAAGGAGAGGGGCUGGAGGAGGAUGAGGAGGAGCAGGUGGACUGGGGUCCGUGGAUCCGGAUGCUGCCCUCUGCCGUACGUACACCACUAGAGUACGACGAUGCGGAGGUACGGCAGCUUGGCUGUCCGUACGUCAUUGAAGAGGUUCGAGCCAUGCAGCAGUGCAUGCGUGACUGCUAUGAGGUAGUGCGACAGGAGGUCGAGUCUCUGGGUUGUGGCUGGAAGGACUUCUUGUGGGCAGUGCAGGUACGAAUCAGAGCUGCUGAGGGCAGAAUGAUGCGACUGAUGAUGGG
Messenger RNA from Astrephomene gubernaculifera, 617 nucleotides. The record is from the annotation of a GenBank genome assembly. NCBI's taxonomy places the organism in Eukaryota, Viridiplantae, Chlorophyta, Chlorophyceae, Chlamydomonadales, Astrephomenaceae.